AUGGCGUCUUUACUAAGCACAGCACUCUUUAUCGGUUUGUUGAUCAUCUUGUCGCAUCUCUGGCGGCUGGGGCAAAAUAUCAUCAGAGCCAGGCGGCUCAAGUUACCGUACAUAACAGUGUCCGUCGACCAGAGCAGCCUGCUAUGGAUGGUGUCCAUGAUGCCGCUCAGGCCAGUGGUGGAGGGGUUCCUACCAUCAUCCGUAUAUCGACGCCUAAAGCUGACCACGUUCGACUGGGAGUGGCACGAAAAGCGGCAGCCGUUCCUUGAUUAUGCUGGCGCUGGGAAGACUUUUGUCAUUGCCGGUUGCGGUAGCCUUUUUGAGGUCUGGACAGUCGACCCAGAAAUCGCGGCGGAUGUGCUUUCCAGGGCGAACGAGUUCCACCUCUCUCAGCUCGGUACCUCACUCCUGGGCGCCAUGGGUCCUAAUGUGUUAAGCACCAAUGGGAAAGCCUGGUCUGCGCAGCGCAGGUUAUUACAACAGGUUGUAAACGAGCGUAUUUCAAAAAUGGCAUUUGAAGAGUCCCUAGCCCAGACCAGGGGGAUGUUGGAUGAGGUUGCUGAGGGUGGCAAACAGCACUACUUUGAAGCCGAAGGACUUUUGGGCAUUGCAAACAAAUUUGCUAUCAAUGUUCUAAGCGCUACCGUCAUGGGAAUCAACUCGCCUUGGGCCGACGGCGCCGCCAACCAGCCACCGCCACCGGGCUUCCAGACGACUUUCAUGGGCUCCGUCGGCAUUUUGUUGUCUGGGAUCCCUGGCACCUUCGUCCUUCCCCGCACUCUGCUUCUUAGCUGGCCGCGCUGGGCCCCCGGGUAUGAAUGGAUGCGGCGAAUGGGCACGGCCAAGACCGAGUUCCCGCAGCACGUCGCACGUCUCUUGAAGGCCGAGAGGGAUGGCAUGCAGCUCCACGGCGGCGACGAUGUGGCCGAGGCCGGCAAGAGAUCCAACAUCCUUUCUCAGCUCUUGCGAGCUUCCGAGCUUGGAAACACCAAAGAGAGCGGGCCUGACCGGGACGCGGAUCAAAAACAGCCUCUACUCUCGGAGCUCUCCCUUACCAGCAACCUUUUGGUCAUCACCGGCGCAGGAUAUGAUACGUCGGCCAAUUCCAUCUCGUACGUCCUCCUGCUAUUAGCGCGGUACCCUGAAUGGCAGGACUGGCUUUUCGAGGAGAUUGUGAAAAUUGCGCCCAAAAUUGAGGAACAUCACAACGAGUGCGACUACGACUACGCGGCCGUAUAUCCCCGAGCGAUCCGGGUACAAGCAUUUCUCCAUGAGACUUUGAGGCUUUUCACCCCCUUGCCCCGGAUCCAUCGGGAUUCGCAGUCGGCACAGACAGUUCGAAGCUCUAAUGGACCGCUUACACUGCCAGCUGGGACGCGUGUACACAUCGACCUGGUGGCCUUGCACCUCGACCCCGGCGUUUGGAGGAAUAUUCACCGUGGUUCCGAUCCGCCGUUUGUAGCCGCGGUAGGCAGUAAAUACGGUACCCCCUGUGAGGAGGACGAGCUGGCAUUUAGACCUUCGAGGUGGCUGAACGCAGAUGGGACCUUGUUCAGACCGCCACGGGGGUCGUACUUGGCGUGGGGUGGAGGUGGGCGCAUAUGCCCUGGACAAAAAAUGUCACAGGUAGAGAUUGCUGCCUUUAUGAUAAUGCUGCUGCGGAAAUGUGAGGUUAAGCCUCAGCCGCUGCCGGAGGAAACCGAAGCGGAGGUCCACUCUAGAUUGGAUGCAGCCAUGCAGGAUAGCGAGUGGAAUCCGACCUUGCAUAUGCGGAAGGCUGCGGGGGUGUCUCUUGUGGAGAGAUUGUAA
Molecule: messenger RNA, 1809 nt
Organism: Pyricularia grisea
Lineage: Eukaryota; Fungi; Ascomycota; Sordariomycetes; Magnaporthales; Pyriculariaceae
Exons: 1
Coding region: 1-1809 (602 amino acids)
Molecular function (GO): oxidoreductase activity, acting on paired donors, with incorporation or reduction of molecular oxygen; heme binding; iron ion binding
Source: RefSeq, a predicted model, not a curated record